UCGUCCCCAAAAGCCUGGGCUCUUAACUGGUGCUAACUAUAAAGUCGGUGGGACUUAAAAUAUUUUUUAUGGAGGUGUAAUUGAUAUACGGCAUUAUAUCAGUUUCAGAUGCACAACAACACAGUGACUAAACUUUUUUAUGCGUUGCGAAAUGAGCACCACAGUAACUGAAGUUAAAAUCUGUCACCAUUUGUAGUUACCAAAAAGUUUUCUUCUGGUAAGUUUUAGGAUCUGCUCUCUUGGCAGCUUUCCAAUCUGCAACACAGUCUCGUUAGCUAUAGUCACCCUGUGGUACGGUGCAUCGUCGGGACUUACUCAUUUUAUAAUGACGUUUGUGCCUUUUGCCGGGCUUUACUCGUUUCUCCGGCCCCUUACCCCCCACCUCUGGCACCCACCAGUUUGUUCACUGAACCAGUGAUAUUGGCGUGUUUGUGUGUGUGUGUGAGGUUUCUGUUGUUGCUGUUGUUGUUGUAGAUUCCGCGUCCAAGUGAGAUCCUAAGGUAUUUCUUUUUCUCUGGCUUAUUUCCACUCAGCGUAAUGCCCUCAAGGCCCAUCCCUGUUAUUGCAAAAUGUUUGUUUUUCAAUCACCAUUGACACUGCCAAAAGCUGAGUGAGCCUGACCAGUGCCCUACAGGCAUGAAUACAGCGCCUUAGGAGGGAAAGCAAGAUUCCUAGGAAGGGAUUGGGGGGAAGGGAAUGCCCUGGAGGGAGGGAGUAGAGGGAAUAGUUGGAGGGCCCAGGCCCCUGGUAGGAGCAAGGUUCAUGGGGUGAAAGUGGGGCACUGAGUCCCUGGGCAUGUGGAGGUGAUGCAGCUCCUUAUAGAAUACGGAGCCAGGCCCUGCCUGGUGACUGAUGUGGGCUGGACCCCAGCUCAUUUUGCAGCUGAGUCAGGCCAUGUGAGUGUGCUCAAAAUUCUCCAUGCAUUGCAUGCGGCCAUCGACGCCCCCGACUUCUUUGGAGACACGCCGAAGAGGAUCGCACAGAUCUAUGGGCAGACCGCCUGUGUGGCGUUUCUGGAGAAAUUGUACAAAAAUUAUCUCAGAUAAGAGAGGUGAGACACCAAGUUUGCCAAUGGGACGUGGGACAAGAUUCAUGCAGCCCCUGCAGAUUCCUGAAAGGGCCGAGCCCGAGUGCCAGGACCAUCGCCGCACUGCCAGGCAGAAGGGGCUGCCUCUGGACCAGAGGGACGAAGACUGGGAUGCCAAGAAAAGGGAGCUGGAGCUGUCUCUUCCCUCCUCGAAUCAAAAAACUAAUAAGAAAAAGAUUAAAAAAAUCCGAGGCCCCACCAGGCUGAGCCAUCCCAAGGAGAGGAGAAUAGUAGGGGCUCACAAUCUCAGCAUGGUCAUUUUGAUCCAUGAUCACUUUCACAUAAGAAAAACGGUGUGGGUGAUGGACCAACUCAGUGAGCGAUAACCGGAAACCCCGACAAGAAUUCAUUUCAUCCCACUUAAGAAAUGAGAGGUAGCAAGGAUAGCGGAUCAUGUGAAUACAGCUGUAUUUGUGCAAUGUGUAUUUUAGGGACUCUGAAGACAGAUCAGGUAUUUCCAAUGAAAAUAUUGCAUCCAAAUUGAGAUCUGCUCUAACUGUAAAAUAUAUAUCAGUAUUUGAAUACUUAGAAAAAAUGUAAAACAACUCAUUAAUGUUAUUGAUUACACGGUGAAAUGAUAAUAUGUUAGAUGUUGAGUUACAUAAAACGUAUUACUAACAUGAAUUUUAUCUUUUUCCAUCCACUUUUUGAAACACGUGGCUGCCAGUGGGGUGCCUGGGUGACUCAGUCCGUUAAGCGUCUGACUCUUGAUUUUGUCUCCGGCCUCAGGUCACGAUCUCAUGGCACGUGAGUUCAGUUGGAGCCCUGCAUCCGGCUCCGUGCUGACAGCACACAGCCUGCUUGGGAUCCUCUCCCACCCCCCCUUCCUUCUCUCCCCACCCCGUGCGUGUUCUCUUUCUGUCUCAAAAAUAAAUAAAAGCUGAAAAGAAAAAAAGAAAA
Acinonyx jubatus (cheetah) is the source of this 1987-nucleotide messenger RNA. RefSeq names its product ankyrin repeat domain 66 (gene ANKRD66). Gene Ontology annotation, molecular function: protein binding. The record is from RefSeq and is a predicted model, not a curated record. The coding region runs from base 919 to 1413 and encodes 164 amino acids. The transcript has 5 exons. NCBI's taxonomy places the organism in Eukaryota, Metazoa, Chordata, Mammalia, Carnivora, Felidae.